AUGCGUAUCGGGCUGAGAGCACCAAAGCCCGUCUCUAAUUUAAUACGCGACAUAAAGUCAGCCUUUUUAUCACUUGAUUAUGGUUUGUCACCCAAAGUAACGGUAGAGAAGCUCAAAACACACAAAUGGCGUAAAUUUGAUAUACAGUGGUUAAUUUACUUCCUUAUUGCGCUCCCGAGCUUUAUAAUGAUGUCAAUUCCUAUCCCUCUCGUGAAAUGGCUGAUACCUGUCGUUUACUUCGGGUUGAUCAUCACUCCGGUGACUUCUCAGUUCUUUCUUCCUGGUACGCCAAUAUUGUGUUGGUUAAUGACGUUUUUCUGUGCACGCUUCAUACCAACGCCCGUAAGACCUACAAUCAAUGUUACUAUUCUGCCGACGUUAGAAUCAGUGUGGUAUGGCGCCAACAUCAGCAAUCUGGUUACAACGCACAGACAUUGGAUACUGGAUAUAUGCGCGUGGUUUCCUUACGGACUGGUUCACUACGUCGUUCCCUUCGUUAUUGCCGCCGUUGCGUGGGUCUACGCACCUGCCAAAGGCGGCGCUGACAGAAAUGGACAUAAGCCAUACUCCGCCUUGCAGUUCUGGGGCUUCGUAUUUGGUGUAAUGAACAUCAUUGGUGUUAUUGUGCAGGUCAGUUUCCCUUGCGCACCUCCUUGGUAUGAACUCCUUUACGGAUUGCUUCCAGCUGAUUAUUCCAUUCCUGGUAGCCCAGCUGGAUUGGCUAGAAUCGAUGAACUGAUGCACUCGCAUUCAUAUUCUUCCGCAUUUGGUGCAUCGCCACUUGUAUUUGGUGCAUUCCCAUCUCUGCAUGCUGGUUCAGCGACUAUAGAGGCGCUUUUCUUGUCGCACUUCUUCCCUAGAUUCAAGGCAUUCUACUGGGCGUAUGUAGGUUGGCUGUACUGGGCGACAAUGUACCUCAGUCAUCACUACUUGGUCGAUGCAGUUGCAGGUGCCUGUUUAGCAACUGCUUGCUUCUACGUCUUGCUUCCUGAGCAUCUUAGAGAUCCGGGCGGUCUGCCUACCAAUGCAGACAUCGGUAAGGAAAAGAUACUUCCAUUUUCAGGCGCUAGGAGUGCUGUUAAUGGACACAGACGUAUCUGGUCUGCAGCGGCUGAUUCCGAGUAUGCAUUGGAUGAUCUUCCAUCUCAACUCGGCAGCCCAACCGACGGACAUGGCCAUGCUCAUCUGAACAACCUUCUCCCCCAGUCUGAAUCCAGAUCAAGCUCAAUAUCUCACGCUAGCUCUGCUGUUCACUCGCGAUCACAAACACCAAACAAGCAACCGAACCAAGCUGCACGGAUAUCUACCUCUGAUAGUCCUCAAGAACACCCUGCGGAGGAGGACGUCUUGUUCGACAACGAUCAGCACUCACCCUCAACUUCGAGCCACACAUCUAGAAUAGAAAAGCAUGUAGUUUAA
This is a messenger RNA of Wallemia ichthyophaga EXF-994, 1419 nucleotides long. Its product is annotated as Inositol phosphorylceramide synthase. Gene Ontology annotation, biological process: inositol phosphoceramide metabolic process; sphingolipid biosynthetic process. The coding region runs from base 1 to 1419 and encodes 472 amino acids. Gene Ontology annotation, molecular function: inositol phosphoceramide synthase activity. The transcript has 2 exons. Lineage: Eukaryota; Fungi; Basidiomycota; Wallemiomycetes; Wallemiales; Wallemiaceae. Gene Ontology annotation, cellular component: inositol phosphoceramide synthase complex. The record is from RefSeq and is a predicted model, not a curated record.